Monopterus albus (swamp eel) is the source of this 1818-nucleotide messenger RNA. RefSeq names its product V-set and immunoglobulin domain containing 8b (gene vsig8b). Lineage: Eukaryota; Metazoa; Chordata; Actinopteri; Synbranchiformes; Synbranchidae. The transcript has 9 exons. The coding region runs from base 86 to 1213 and encodes 375 amino acids. The record is from RefSeq and is a predicted model, not a curated record.
AGUUACUGCUGCUGAGUUUCACCUGAGAACAAAAUAAGAACACUUCCCCAGCACUGAAACAUUAGCAGGACUUGAAGGGUUUACUAUGGAUUAUUUCUUCUCUUUAAGUGUUACAAUGGAGCCUGUAUACACAAGCAUGAAGGUGGCUCUGCUGUUUCUGGUAACAGUUCAACUUAGGACAGACGUGACGGAGGCAAUGCAGAUAACAUCCACGGGGCCACAGACCAUUCAAAAACCCGAGGGGGACACAGUUAACCUAGGCUGCGCCUACACAGCUGGCCCCCAAGACUCAGGAGAUCUGGACAUCGAGUGGUCCAGCCUCAGCCCAGACAUGACACAGAAAGACACACUGAUAUUAUCAUAUGCAGGGGGCCAGACGCUCUACUACGGCGACCCCAGCCUCUCCAAAAGGCUCCAGUUCAUAGCGGACCCUGCGCAGGGAGAUGCCUCCAUCAAUAUCUCCAACGUGAGGCCCUCAGACACAGCCACCUACAAGUGUAAAGUGAAGAAGACACCAGGUGUUGACACACGAAAAGUCACUCUGGCGGUAAUGGUUCCUCCAUCAGUGCCACAGUGUUGGGUUGAAGGUGGUGAGGAGAAAGGUGGCCCAGUCUCCCUGCGUUGUAAAUCCUCUGUGGGAUCCACUCCCAUCAGUUACAUAUGGACAAGACAGACCGGUGGUGCGAUGCCAUCCACUGCAACCCAAAACUCACAGAGUGGGGAGCUUUUGAUACAAAACCAUACAGACAGCAACGUUGGACGUUACGCGUGUGAGGCUUCAAAUGCUGUUGGCAAAGGACAGUGUAAAUAUGAACUGAAUGCGUACAACCCUACCAAUAAGGUGGGUGUCAUAGUUGGAGCAGUGUUAGGUGCCCUCUUGCUGCUGCUCCUCCUCCUGCUUCUCAUCUGGCUCCUGAUCUGCUGUUGCCAUAAGCGCCGCUAUGAGAAAGAGGUCGCCAAUGAAAUAAGGGAGGACACCAGGGCCCCAGAGAGCAGACCCGCCAGCAGAAACUCCAGCUACCGUUCAGUGAUGAGCUACCGCACCCACGCUGGGGUGCAGUACAGCUCUAUGAGGAAGUAUCUACCCAGUAUCAACGGGUCUGGCCGCAGUGUCCCCUCCCCAGGCGGGAGUGUCAGGAUAGCACAGCCCACUGCUGCAGGGGACAGUCCUGCUCCCCUCCAGUAUGACCAUCAAUAUGGAUACCCUGUGUAACUACAAUCCAUAUGUAUGAAAGACUUCUUUAUUUUGAUAUAAAUCUUAUGAAGAAAAGACUUUUAGGAAAAAUAUCAAAGAAUACUGUAUGUAAAUGUGUGUAUUGCGAAUGGUGCAAUGCAAUAUGGGAGUACUGGAAUAUGAUGACUGGGGACUCUUAAAAUCUCACCUCGCCUCUUGGACAAACAUAAACUGGCUGGUUUAGCACAUCACUGCUACUGCGAACAACAACAGGGUUUCAUAAUCUAAGCCAUUACUACACUGAUUAACUCGAACUGUUUUGUAAAAUGUAUAUAGUUCAAAUCAAUUUUUAUUUUGGUACUAUUUUUCUAUGAUGCAUAUAUAGUUCAGUCGGUUUCUUACUUUUUUGUGGAAGACGAAGUACAAUAAAACAUUUUUUAACAAGGAGAGUAGCAUAGAAAUCCUAUUGAGGGUUCACUAAAUAUUUAUAUUUUUGUAUCAUGGCUCCAUGUUUUACUGCUUAAUAAUGUCUGGGCUGACAAAACAUAACAGAAUAAUAUCUGAAACAUACAGUAUCUCCAGCUCUGAGGAUGCAAAAUGUAUUAACAUUCACUUCCUGAAAUAUAUAAAAGUUAAUGAAAUGA